Messenger RNA from Alnus glutinosa, 2097 nucleotides. RefSeq names its product MLO-like protein 10. Bases 266 to 1969 code for a protein of 567 amino acids. Gene Ontology annotation, biological process: defense response. Gene Ontology annotation, cellular component: membrane. The record is from RefSeq and is a predicted model, not a curated record. Lineage: Eukaryota; Viridiplantae; Streptophyta; Magnoliopsida; Fagales; Betulaceae. The transcript is spliced from 15 exons.
CAAGUUCUGCAAAGGGGUCGUGGUUUUAACAUUUCCCUUGUUUUUUACUCGUACGUUCAACUGGGUGCGACGCCUUCACCAAGCAGAGGCUAUAAUGGCUCUUAAUCAAACUGUCUGAAUCCAGAGCACUGGCUUUCAAAACCAAUAAAUGCAUUCAAGACGAGAGCACCUGAAACCAAAAGUAUCUGCUUUUUUAGUUGGUUUUAUUAUUCUCUCUCUUAUCUCUCCGCCGUGUCUCUGAAGCUCCUCAAGAAAGAAGGAAAAAAUGGUGGCUUGGUGCUAUGCGUGUUUCUGCGUGUGGGUUCUGGUAGGAGGUAGAGCUAUGGCAGCUAGCACUGGUGCGCAGACGAGAGAGCUGGACAAGACGCCCACAUGGGCUGUUGCUGGUGUCUGCGCUGUUAUCAUCAUCAUUUCCAUCGCCUUGGAAAAGGUCCUUCACAAACUUGGAACGUGGCUUACAGAAAGGCAGAAGAAAGCUUUAUUUGAAGCUCUAGAGAAGGUUAAAGCGGAGCUGAUGGUUCUAGGUUUCAUCUCACUACUCCUGACCUUUGGGCAGAGUUACAUUUCCAGAAUAUGUCUUCCUGCAAAGGUUUUAAACAAUAUGUUGCCAUGUUCUUCUGGCUCAAGUACAGAAAGUCAUCGCAGAUUAUUAUGGUAUGACCGUAGAGUUUUAGCGGCUGGUAGCUACGCUCCUAGUUGUGACGAUGGUUAUGCACCGCUUAUAUCUGUCAAUGGAUUGCAUCAGUUGCACAUCCUCAUAUUUUUCUUAGCAGUCUUUCAUGUGGUGUAUAGUUUUCUCACAAUGAUGCUUGGCAGACUAAAGAUUCGCGGCUGGAAGGAGUGGGAGCGGGAGACCACAUCCCAUGACUAUGAGUUUUCCAAUGAUCCUUCAAGAUUCAGGCUCGCUCAUGAGACAUCAUUUGUUAGAGCUCACACCAGUUUCUGGACAAGGAUCCCAUUCUUCUUUUAUGUUGGAUGCUUCUUUCGACAAUUUUUUAGGUCUGUUAGUAAGUCUGACUACUUAACCUUGCGCAAUGGGUUCAUCACUGUCCAUUUAGCUCCUGGAAGUAAAUUUAACUUCCAAAAGUAUAUCAAAAGAUCAUUAGAGGAUGACUUCAAGGUAAUCGUUGGAGUAAGUCCUGUAUUGUGGGCAUCAUUCGUGAUUUAUUUGCUAUUGAAUGUUAAUGGAUGGCAGGCAUUGUUUUGGGCGUCCUUAAUGCCUGUGAUUAUAAUCUUGGCUGUUGGAACAGAACUUCAAGCCAUUUUAACGAAGAUGGCUCUUGAUAUCUCUGAAAGGCAUGCAGUGGUCCAAGGGAUUCCACUUGUGCAAGGCUCAGACAAAUACUUUUGGUUUGGUUGGCCUCAGUUAGUUCUUCAUCUUAUCCAUUUUGCUCUGUUUCAGAAUGCAUUCCAAAUAACAUAUUUCUUGUGGAUAUGGUACUCGUUUGGGCUGACUUCUUGCUUCCACGAUAAUUUGAAGCUUGCUAUUAUAAAACUUUGUUUAGGGGUUGCCGUCCUAUGCAUCUGCAGCUACGUAACACUUCCGCUAUAUGCCCUUGUUACUCAGAUGGGUUCAUCCAUGAAGAAAUCCAUUUUUGACGAACAAACAUCCAAGGCCCUUAAGAAGUGGCACAUGGCUGUUAAAAAGAAACGUGGGGGCCGGGGAGGAAAAUCCCCUACUAUAACACUAGGGGGCAGCCCUGCCUUAUCAACGGUGCACUCCUCUGGACACACAUUGCACCGCUUCAAAACUACUGGUCACUCAACCCGCGGGUUCGCCUACGACGAUAACGAGACCUCUGAUUUUGAAGAUGGUUCUUUGUCUCCCAUCUCAUCUACAACCAACUUGAUUGUAAGAGAAGAUGAUGAUGAGCAACAAACUGAGAUCAAUGAACCUCACUAUGAAGAAGAAACCAGAAAUGAAGAUGACUUCUCAUUCGAUAAACCUGCACCACUAAAAGAACCGUGAUGCCUGUGUUGACAGUUAUUAUCCAAAAUUAAUAUCAAUAUUUGUUACAUGUAUUGUGAAAAAAAAUAAUAAUAAUAUUGUAGUCAUUGGAAUCCAGCCAGCUAUAAAUAGAGAAGCAUUUUUGUACA